Molecule: messenger RNA, 1189 nt
Organism: Dreissena polymorpha
Lineage: Eukaryota; Metazoa; Mollusca; Bivalvia; Myida; Dreissenidae
Product: V-type proton ATPase subunit D-like
Exons: 7
Coding region: 96-842 (248 amino acids)
Cellular component (GO): proton-transporting V-type ATPase complex
Molecular function (GO): proton-transporting ATPase activity, rotational mechanism
Source: RefSeq, a predicted model, not a curated record
GGAAGGGGAAGUCAACAAUGAAGAGUAGUCCAGGUAGGGUUACAAAACGCCAUUCACAUGAUUUCGAUUUCCGGUUCCGGUGAAACUUCACAAAAAUGUCAGGAAAAGACAGAUUAAAUAUUUUCCCUUCUCGAAUGGCGCUGGCCAUAAUGAAGCAGCGUCUGAAGGGAGCUCAAAAGGGACACAGUCUUCUGAAGAAGAAAGCAGAUGCGUUGACCAUGCGGUUCAGACAGAUCCUGAAAAAAAUUAUAGAGACAAAGAUGAAGAUGGGUGACGUGAUGAAGGAAUCCGUGUUCUCUCUGGCAGAGGCCAAAUUUACCACUGGGGACUUUAACCAUAUGGUUUUACAGAAUGUGAACAAGGCACAGCUCAAAGUCAGAUCUAAGAAAGAUAAUGUGGCAGGUGUACAGCUGCCAAUCUUUGAGCAUUUCACAGAUGGUGUUGACAGCUAUGAGCUGACUGGUCUGUCCCGUGGAGGCCAGCAGAUAGACCGACUGAAGAAGAACUAUGCAAAGGCCGUGGAGCUGCUGGUACAGUUGGCCUCACUGCAGACCUCCUUUGUUACCCUUGACGAGGUGAUCAAGAUCACCAACCGAAGAGUCAACGCCAUUGAGCAUGUAAUCAUUCCUAGAAUUGAAAACACACUAUCCUACAUCACAACAGAGUUGGACGAGAGGGAAAGAGAAGAGUUCUUUAGGUUAAAGAAAAUCCAAGAGAAAAAGAAGAAGGUCCGUAAGGAAGCAGAGAAAGUCAAGGAAGAACUGCGACUACAGGGCGUAGAGGUUGACAAAGUGGACAAUAUCCUAGAAGGGGAUAGAGAUGAAGACUUGCUUUUUAACUAGCGUUUAUGUAAUCUGAUCAACCUAACUGCCCUGUUUUGAAUACAUGUAUCUACUUUUGCUUCAGACAGUUAUGCCCGUAGGUGAUUAUUUGUGUUGACAGCAAGUGAAAUAUUCGGUACUUUUAACUUUGAUGAUUUGUUGGAAGAACGUGUUCUUUUAUUAGAAAUAUAUUGUUGUUUUAAGGAGUUUGAUUUAUAAUUAUAUCUUAUAAUCAAGAUAGGGUUAUUUUAAGUUAUGUAGAUGUAGUAUAAUUUUCUACAUUUUGGCAGACAUACCAGUAUGUAAUAUAUACAAACAGACUUAACUUUAUAUGCAUGUUUAAUUUAAUAAAAUCCAUGAAAGUGUUA